This is a messenger RNA of Vigna umbellata (rice bean), 855 nucleotides long. It is a transcript of the gene LBD25, whose product is annotated as LOB domain-containing protein 25. The record is from RefSeq and is a predicted model, not a curated record. Lineage: Eukaryota; Viridiplantae; Streptophyta; Magnoliopsida; Fabales; Fabaceae.
ACAAAAAAGGGAAAAAGAAUUCUGGGUACUGAGAAUCUGUGAAUAGUAUAGCACUCAGUCUGAAAGAAGACUUUGCCACAAAAAGUUAAUGAAAAAAGUUCAAAAAGUAUAUAGCAGCAGCAAAGUGCUUGAAGAAACAGGCAAAGUCUUCAUAACCCUAAGUUUAAUGAGAUAUAUAUGCACAUGGAAGAGCUUAAUUAUGUUCUGGAAUAGUCUGAUUACUUCAAAAUAUACCAUGUUAAUAUGAUCUGUUAUUAGAACUUUGAAUAUUUUGUGAUUGUUGUUGAUUUUUUCUGGUUGUGAAUUUGAGGUAAGUAGAAGAUGAUGGCUUCUUCUAGCUACUCGAAUUCUCCAUGUGCAGCGUGCAAGUUUCUGAGGAGAAAGUGCAUGCCAGACUGCAUUUUUGCGCCAUAUUUUCCUCCAGAGGAGCCUCAGAAGUUUGCAAACGUGCACAAGAUCUUUGGUGCAAGCAACGUGAGCAAGAUUCUGAACGAGGUGCAACCCUAUCAGAGAGAAGAUGCUGUGAACUCUCUGGCAUACGAAGCAGAAGCAAGGAUCAAAGAUCCUGUGUAUGGUUGUGUUGGUGCCAUUUCAGUGCUGCAAAGGCAAGUUCUCAAGCUCCAAAAGGAGCUUGAUGCUACAAAUGCUGAUUUGAUCCGCUACAGCACUUGCAGUGAAAUGCCAAACAGUAGUAGCAGUAGUAGUCUUCAUCAUGGAGGAAGAAGCAAGAUGAGUAGUGAUGAUGGUGGUGGUGGCGGCGGCGGAGGUUCUUCACAUGGUUUAAGCUUCUAUUAUUCUUCUGCUAAUUGGAACAAUGAUCAUUCUGAAAAUGGCUACCCCAGAGGAGAUAUAUAA